AUGAGCUACGAUAAAAAAGCAGAUGUCACCUCUCUCGAUGAAGAUUUGAAACUACUUAGAGAUACAAAAUUCUCACAGGAUGCAAUUGAUGAUAUUAAGAGCUGGAUCUUUGUAUCAGUGCUCAACGAGGAACAACCCAGGGAAUCGUUGAUUGAAAGUUUGAAAAGUGGUGUGACUUUAUGUAAAGUGGCAAACAAACUAAAGGCUGCUGAUGAAACCAGUGGCUUUAUCAAGUGGAAGGAGUCCAAGAUGCCUUUUGUGCAAAUGGAGCAAAUUUCCCAGUUCUUGACUUUUGCCAGAUCGUAUGGGGUCCCAGAGGACGAAUUGUUCCAAACAGUUGAUUUAUUCGAAGAGAAAGAUCCUGCGAUUGUCUACCAAACUUUGAAAUCGGUCUCACGAUACGCCAAUAAGAAACAUCCUGAUCUUUUUCCGGUCAUAGGUCCUCAAUUGGCCACAAAGAGACCACGCCCUCCAGUAAAACAAAAACCAAAGCAUUUACAGACCGGAUGGAGCACAACUGAAUAUGGCUACAUGGGAGGUGCUUCACAGAAAUCCGAAGGAAUUGUGUUUGGUCAAAGGAGAAAUAUUCAGUAG
Molecule: messenger RNA, 594 nt
Organism: Torulaspora delbrueckii
Lineage: Eukaryota; Fungi; Ascomycota; Saccharomycetes; Saccharomycetales; Saccharomycetaceae
Gene: SCP1
Product: Scp1p
Exons: 1
Coding region: 1-594 (197 amino acids)
Molecular function (GO): protein binding
Source: RefSeq, a predicted model, not a curated record